GUAGGGGUCUAUCAUUCAUUCAUUUAAUAUCUCAGUGUUGAUGAAUUCCUAUUUCAUGCAAUCAGAGCCAAGCUGGGUCAGGCUCGUCGUCCUCGGACCUUGACGCUGUAUCUGUAUGCUGAACCGGACCAUCUUGUAGUAGAUCCGUUGGAGGCUCAGAGUCAUCACUAUCAGAUAAGUUCUCAUGCGUACCCGGGGGUUCCUCUGAAAGCUGUUCGUCCGAUGACGGUGAUCGAGAUGUGGGCAAGUCGUCGUCUACCGCUAAACCAAAGGCUGGGAGAAGCAUUCCGCGUGCUUCGCGGAGCGCCUCGAGCUCUGCAGCAAUGCAGCAAAGGAGAAGUUUCCAGUCCUUUUGCUCGGCAAGCUCCAAAUGUGUUUCCAGCCUCUGAACAGUCUUGUCCAGGUCUUCCGAGACAUUUGCCGCGAGUUCCCCCAUCGUUUCCGACACUUGUGUAUGAUUGAAAUCGGUCACGGAGGACUGUAGCUCAAUGUAGUGUCGCAUGUUGGCCCGAAGUCGCUUCUCAAAGCCUGACACGUCCGCGAUAGCUUGUUUCCAGACUCCACCCCCCUCCUCCAGAGCCAUAAUCUCGGCAUCUACUUCGUGUUGUCUCUUGUGUAGACGAUCUUGUUCCAACUUCCAAUGUUCCUUUGCCAUGUCGAGGGUACGUCGUUUGGGGUUUAGAGAGUAGAAUGAAGACUCGGUUGACCGCCGUGAGAGCGGCUGGACUGGGGGGUCACGAAGAUAGCUUUGUAUAUCGGAAUGAAGGAGGGAUAAGGACUCGUUGUAGGAGGAUAAUUUUGAAUCGACAGAGUUCUCGAUAUGUGAUAUCCUGCUGAUUAGAUUUCGAUGCUGGGCCUUCAUCUCGUACAGCUUGGUUUCCAUUUCGUGAAUCUCAGUCUCAAGAUCGCGGGCCUCUUCUUGUAGCCUUUUAGCUUCUUGACUCUCUUGGUCAUUGUGUAUAGCUGAUAUGGCCUCUUCUAGGCCAUUUUUUCUUGAGUUAAACCCUUGAAUCUCACGGAGCGCAUUGUCUCGUUCGUCUGUUUGGGCCGACAGGAUUUCCCGUUCCUCUUCUCGCAGCUUUAAUAGGUCAUAGAUCGACUGGAAUAUACCCUGUCGUGCGGCGCGAAGCCCAAUCUUCUUGCCUGGACUUUGUCGAGCGGGCGUAGUCGGCGUAGUCGACGGAGACCGAGCUCGACCAGCUACCGAGGAUGUUGGAGUAAAGCUGCCAUCCGAUGUGUUUUCUGGCUGUGACCGAGCGAGACCCGCUAGAAGACCCUCACUCUGAGCAUCAAUCAAAGUCUGGAGAUUGCGCUGGAUGUAUUUGGUCUGGCGCUCAACUUGCAGGAGGGGAUCGUGGUGGUACACCGAAGUUGCAGCUGGUACGGGUGGUAGCCGCUUGUCUCGAAACGGGAGAAAUGUUGACAUGGUGAGUGAAGGUGAAAACAGAGCUUGAGAUAGGAGAACGAAAGGAGCGCUGAGCCUUUGGUGGGUAUUACUGGGCGAUGAAUGCCUAUUUAAUAGGCCAUCAACAUCGCCCCGUCUUGUAAAGUCUCGAAUGUCUGCCGGACCUCACCAGCUGACGCCCGACGCUCUCGGAUCGCAUGGGCGUCAUUUCCUCACGUGACCAGAACAGUCAGCUCCUCCGUUGACGUUGACUCGCGCCUGCAAAGCUUCCGUUGUCUGCUUCCAGCUUCCAUUCGCACGUCCACUUCAUCUCAUCUCGUCCAUUUCUCCUAAUUUGUCUUUGUUUUACCUGCCGCGCUCCGAUCUAGGACCACUUAUUCCCUUCUGCACCGUCGCUGCUCUGGGGGCUCCUUCGCUGUUUCCCCCGAGCUCCCUCCCGUCUACGUUGCUUCAUCAGCCCCAACAACAAGGACAUCCCCAACAACAAGGACAUCCUUUGAGCCUGAGCUCCUCUCGGUGAAUCUCGACGCUCGACGUGAGACGUCUAAUAUCAUAAAGAUGGUCGGAGUUAUCUCGGCCGCCGGUUUGGUCGGCUUCCUCUCGGAGCCUGACCCGGAGCUCAAGGUCUUUGCCUUGAAGUCAUUAGAUUCGCAGAUCGAUCUGCUAUGGACAGAGGUUGUGAAUGCCGUUCCGGAGAUUGAGGCCCUUUACGAAGAUGAAUCUUUCCCAGAACGCGAGCUAGCCGCCCUAGUUGCCUCUAAGGUAUACUAUCAUCUGCAGGAAUAUAAUGAGAGUAUGGUUUUGGCACUGGGUGCGGGCAAGCUGUUCAAGCUGGACAGCGGUGGCGAGUACGAGGAGACCAUUAUCGCCAAAUGCGUCGAUACCUUCAUCUCUCUAUCCGCCGCCCAGCGACGCAGCUCCGGUGAUCAAUCCGCCAACUUGAACAACUCCUUCCCAGCAUCCGGCGAUGGCGCUACGAGUACGUCUGCCAGCUUGACCUCCCCAAUCACACCUUUCUCCAAGUCUGCACUUCCCUCGAAGUCUUUACUGUCGCGUCAGGAGGUUCCUGGCAUCGAUGCUGCGCACCCCGGCGGCGAUGACGCCAGUGUUCAGCAUGAGGAGACAUCACUCGUCUUGAAGCGCGGUGUUCAGAGACAAUUGCAGGCUGUAAUUGAGCGACUUUUCGAGGAGUGCUUCCGUCAGAAGCGUUACCGUCAAGUCAUUGGUAUUGCUAUCGAGGCAAAGAGCCUGGAUGUCCUUCGUAUGGCAAUUCUUCGAGCUAGCGACGAUGAGAAGCAGCAGCAACAAGGCGAGUUCCGCCGUAGCGAAGAACUUAUGGAGUAUGUUUUGGAUAUUUGCAUGGGAAUUGUCCAAGAGCGGGCUUUCCGCAACGAGAUCUUGAAACUCAUCCUUGACCUCCUUAACGAGAUUCCCGCCCCAGACUACUUCUCGAUUGCGAAAUGCGUCGUCUACCUCAACGAGCACUCAAUGGCUUCCAACAUCCUCCAACAACUGGUCGAGAAAGGCGACUCACGCUCUCUCGCUGUUGCCUACCAGAUUUCUUUCGACCUCUAUGACAACAGCACCCAGGAGUUCCUGCAGAAGGUUCGCCAAGAGAUCGCUGAAUUGGUGCCAGAAGCGGAGGCCGAGAAGUCGAAGGAUGAGAAUGACGAGCCUAAGGAGUCUGACCGACUGCUCGACGAUCAAUCAAGCUCAACUCGGCCCUCGGGAGAGCAGAACAAGCUUUCAAGCGAAGCAACCUCGGCUUUCAAGAACAUUCUCAAGAUUCUUGAUGGUCUCAAAACGAUCGAAUUAAAUCUGGAAUUCCUCUAUCAGAACAACCGGACGGAUAUGGCUAUUCUCGACAAGGUUCGCGACAGUCUGGAAGCUCGCAACUCAAUCUUCCACACUGCAGUCACAAUCUCGAAUGCCUUCAUGCACGCUGGAACGACCCGUGACAAGUUCUUCCGUGACAACUUGGAGUGGCUCGGCAAGGCUGUGAACUGGUCCAAGUUCACGGCUACGGCUGCUCUGGGUGUGAUCCACCGGGGCAAUCUGAACCAGGGCCAGACUCUCCUGGAACCCUACCUCCCUAAGGAUCAGAUUGCUGGUGUCGGCGGUAGCUCAAAUUCAGUCUACAGCCAAGGUGGUUCUCUGUACGCCUACGGUCUCAUCUACGCCAACCACGGAGGUAUGGCUGUUGACAUCAUCCGUGACUACUUCAAGAAGGCCACGGAAGAAGUUGUUCAGCACGGUGGUGCUCUGGGUCUGGGUGUUGCGGGCAUGGCUACUGGUGACGAGGGAAUUUACGAGGAUCUCCGGAAUGUUCUCUACACCGACUCUGCUCUUAACGGUGAGGCCGUUGGUCUUGCCAUGGGUUUGGUUAUGCUGGGGACUGGCAACAUGAAGGCCUUGGAGGACAUGAUUCAGUAUGCCCACGAUACUCAGCACGAAAAGAUUGUCCGUGGUCUCGCUAUGGGUAUGGCACUGAUCAUGUAUGGACGUCAGGAGGCUGCUGAUGAGCUUAUCAAUGGUCUCCUCGGCGACCCCGAUCCCACCCUCCGCUAUGGUGGUAUUAUGACGAUUGCCCUAGCCUACUGUGGCAGUGGCAGCAAUAAGGCUGUUCGGAAGCUUCUCCACGUUGCUGUCAGCGAUGUUAACGACGAUGUGCGCCGUGUUGCUGUUCUGAGCUUGGGAUUCAUCCUGUUCAGAAAGCACCAGAGUGUGCCUCGUAUGGUGGAGCUGCUCUCAGAGUCCUACAACCCUCAUGUUCGGUACGGUGCCGCUAUGGCACUGGGUAUCUCCUGUGCUGGAACCGGAUUGGACGAGGCGAUCGAUCUUCUGGAGCCAAUGCUCAAGGACUCCACAGACUUUGUGCGCCAAGGUGCCCUGAUUGCCCUUUCCAUGGUGCUCGUUCAGCAGAAUGAGGCCAUGAACCCCCGCGUUACCAGUCUUCGCAAGGCUAUGUUGAAGAUGGUUGGUGAUCGCCAUGAAGAUGCCAUGGCUAAGUUCGGUUGCGCUGUUGCUCUGGGUAUCAUCGAUGCUGGUGGCCGCAACUGCACCAUCAGUCUGCAGACUCAAACCGGCAACCUGAACAUGCCGGGAAUUGUCGGUGCCGCUGUCUUCGUGCAGUAUUGGUACUGGUUCCCCCUUUCUCACUUCCUGUCUCUCAGCUUUGCCCCCACGGCCGUGAUCGGUGUGGACCAGAAGUUGGAGGCUCCCAAGUUCAAGUUCCACAGCAACACUCGCCCUAGCCUCUUCGACUAUCCUCCAGAGCAGCAGGUGAAGACUGAGGAGGCUCCUGAGAAGGUUAAAACUGCCGUGCUUUCCACCACCGCUCAGGCUAAGCGCCGUGCCCAGCGCCGGGAGAAGCAAGCUCGUAGGGAGAGCAUGGAUAUCGAUCAAACGCCGACUACGCCUAAGGUGUCGGAUCAGCUCCCAGAGAAGAUGGAUGUCGAGGAGGGAGCUGCUGGCGAAGGCGAAGAGGCCAAGGACGCCGAGAAGAUUGCCGCCGAGGGGCAGAAGAAGAAGGCCGAGCGGGAGAAGGUUGGCUAUGAGUUGGAUAACCUGUCGAGAGUUUUGCCAGCCCAACUCAAGUACCUUACCUUCCCCGACCCACGAUACGAGCCUGUCAAGAGGCCCACCGGUGGUGUCGUUGUUGUCCUCGAUAACCAGCCCGACGAGCCUCGCGAAACCAUUGAGCUUGAGGCAAGCCGCAAGAAGCCUCAAGCCCCUGCACCCUCAGGCGAAACCCUUCAGGACCGACUCCAGGCUGCUAUUGGCGCGGCCGCCCUGCAGACCCCUCAACGGGCCGCUGCUCGUGCUGCCCUUUCUGAUUACACCUCCCUCGGCGGUGCUGCCGCCGCUGCGGGUGUUCUAACCGCCGUGGAUGAAGAUGAGGAAGGGGCGGAAGAUGCUCCCGUGCCCGAUGAGUUCACGUACGAGACGGACGCAGAGGAAGAGUAGGGGUGAUGUUGCAGCGCAAACUAUUUCCGACGCUCGGUGUAUUACUAGACUCAUCAGGCUCUACCAAAACCUGAUGUCUUGGGAACUCCAAAUUUCCGCUUGUCAUAUGAAGCAUUUGUCUACAUUUCUAUAUAAUUUCCAACUUUCGUUGCCUGUAGACCUCCAAGUAACCGAGCAUUGCGACAAAAC
Molecule: messenger RNA, 5560 nt
Organism: Penicillium brasilianum
Lineage: Eukaryota; Fungi; Ascomycota; Eurotiomycetes; Eurotiales; Aspergillaceae
Source: the annotation of a GenBank genome assembly